Messenger RNA from Hemibagrus wyckioides, 2699 nucleotides. RefSeq names its product cystathionine beta-synthase-like protein. The record is from RefSeq and is a predicted model, not a curated record. Gene Ontology annotation, molecular function: cystathionine beta-synthase activity; cysteine synthase activity. Bases 150 to 1844 code for a protein of 564 amino acids. The transcript has 16 exons. Gene Ontology annotation, cellular component: cytoplasm. NCBI's taxonomy places the organism in Eukaryota, Metazoa, Chordata, Actinopteri, Siluriformes, Bagridae.
UUGUCACUCUGGAUAAGAGCGUCUGCCAAAUGCCAGAAAUGUAAAUGUAAGUGUAAGGUUGAAAUCAAGGUUGAAAUCAGCUUCUGCUUCAGCGUUGUUGUAGUCAAUACAGAGGAAUCCUCAGUGCACAUGAGCUACUUGGUUGAGUCAUGCCCUCAGGCCUUUCUGCCUCUGAGUCGCUCUGCCCUCACGCCAUGAACAAAAUGUCCCUGCUGAGCGAAGACAACAAGCUGAUAGAUAAGAACCAAGUGGAGGAGGAGGAGAGCGUCCUAGAGAGGAACUGGAUCCGUCCAGAUCUGUCCAGCAGGUGCACAUGGCGGCUCGGGGAGCCGAACACGAACUCUCCUCACAUGCACACAGAACGGACGAAGACUCCCAGCAUUCUGCCCAACAUCCUGAGACACAUCGGAAACACGCCACUGGUUCGCAUCAACAAGAUUCCCAAAAUGUUCGGGGUGAAGUGUGAGAUCUUGGCUAAGUGUGAGUUUUGUAGUGCCGGAGGCAGUGUGAAGGAUCGCAUCGCCGUCCGUAUGGUGGAGGACGCGGAGAGAGACGGCAUCCUCAAACCCGGAGACACCAUCAUCGAGCCUACCUCUGGAAACACAGGUAUCGGUCUGGCCCUGGUUGCGGCAGUAAAAGGUUACCACUGCAUCAUUGUCAUGCCUGAGAAAAUGAGCAUGGAGAAGGUGGACGUGCUGCGUGCUCUCGGAGCCGAGAUCGUCCGGACCCCGACCGCUGCCCGUUUUGACUCUCCGGAGUCUCACGUGGGCGUGGCCUGGCGCCUGAAGAACGAGAUCCCCAACUCCCACAUUCUGGAUCAAUAUCGUAACGCCAGCAACCCGCUGGCUCACUACGACAACACAGCCGAGGAGAUCCUGGAGCAGUGUGACGGUAAAAUAGACAUGCUGGUGGGCGGAGCUGGUACAGGCGGGACCAUGACUGGUGUUGCACGCAAGCUGAAGGAAAAAUGCCCAAAUAUACAGAUUAUUGGUGUGGACCCUGAGGGCUCGAUCCUAGCAGAGCCAGAGCACCUGAAUGAAACAGAUAAGACCCAGUACGAGGUGGAGGGAAUCGGACACGACUUCAUCCCCACCGUAUUGGACAAAUCUGUGAUUGACGAUUGGUGCAAGAUUGAGGAUGAGGAGUCCUUUAACAUGUCACGCAUGCUCAUCCAACAGGAAGGACUGCUGUGUGGUGGUAGUUCAGGAUCAGCCAUGUCUGCAGCAAUGAAGAUGGCGAAGGAGCUGAAGGAAGAUCAGCGCUGUGUGGUCAUCCUCCCCGACUCACUUCGGAACUACAUGUCCAAAUUCCUCAGUGACAAGUGGAUGUGUGAAAAAGGCUUUCUGAGAGAGGAGGACCUGAUGGUCAACAAACCUUGGUGGUGGAAUCUGACUCUACAGGAGCUGCGCCUCUCUGCCCCUCUAACAGUUCUGCCAUCUGUCAGCAUUAAAAACACCAUAAAGAUCCUGAAGGACAAGGCGUUUGACCAGGCUCCUGUAGUCGACGAGGCUGGAAUGAUUGUGGGGAUGGUCACCCUGGGUAACAUGCUGUCCUCUGUACUCGCUGGGAAGGUCAGUCCUUCGGACCCCGUCAACAAAGUCCUGUAUAAGCAGUUCAAACAGGUUCAUCUGACAGAUAACCUGGGUAAGCUCUCCAGGAUCCUAGAGACGGACCACUUUGCCCUGGUGGUGCACGAUCAGAUCCAGUACCUGACAGACGGCUCGUCAGCUCUGAAGAAGAUGGUGUUUGGCAUCGUCACGGCCAUCGACCUGCUGAACUUUGUGACCACUCGCGAGAGGAGAGAGCGCACGCUGUCCGAGUCCUCGCUCCCCGAUGACAUGUAGUUGACCUCUGACACACACACACACACACACAAUUUGGAUUUACAAACAUAACAGUAAACCUUACAUCUUUAUGUACUUGGUUUCUGUUUCUUUCUAACGCGAGUACACAUGAGCUUAAAGCUGCAGUCUGUAAUCUAAUAACAAAUCUAGUAACAAAUUUAUAGUUUUAAAGUUGUAUCACAAACCUGGGGGUUACAGAGCCAGCCAGAACAGUUGCAGCUUAUCUACACUUCUUUUUUCCCUUAAAAGGAAAUAAGAUGUGUUGAUUUUUUUUUCAGUGUUUUCACCUCAGUAGAAGCUGGUCAGUGUUACACACUGCUCCAGAAACAAGCACAUAGCUGUUAGAAAUCCAAUCCAGAGUAUAUUACUGUUUCCUGCCAAAUACUGAGCGCAUUGUGACGACUCGCUUUAUUCUCAGUGAUAUGUGAAUGUUGUCAACUUCUGGCUCUUCUGGCGUUCUGUAUGAGGCUCGACCGCCACCUGGUGGCCAGAUGGGAUCACUGCAUAAUAGCCAAAGAAUACAACUGCUAUAAAAUGUUCCUGUAUUAUUGUUGGACUAUUGAUGCUUUGGCCUUGUCUAAGGAAAACGGAUAGUUUUACUUCUUCUUCUUCUUCUUCUUCUUCUUCUUCUUCUUCUUCAUCUUUCACUUGUCAGUUUAUUAUAAAACUGCGUGUAAGAUGGUUUGAAUGUAAAUAAGGGCAGGUGUAAGGUAAAAGGUGAUCAGGUUCAUGCUGUGAAUGUUAAUCUCGUAAUGUUAAUGAAUGCUUCAACCUCCACCUCUUUUCUUUUAAACUCAUUUACUUCAUACGAUCUGCUUCUUUUCUUUUCUUUUCUUUUUUUCUUGGAGGUAUUUU